Paramecium octaurelia is the source of this 3357-nucleotide messenger RNA. The record is from the annotation of a GenBank genome assembly. Lineage: Eukaryota; Ciliophora; Oligohymenophorea; Peniculida; Parameciidae.
AUGUCUUUAUCAAAUUAGAUAUUGAGUUUAUUACGAACACAAGAAACCUACAAGUAAAUAAAACAGUAUGUGGAAAUGGUUAACAAGAAAGAUUAGUAAUAUCUGGCAUAAUAUCUAGGUCUGUCUAUUAACCAAUCUGUGAUGCUAUUGUUUCGGCUCUCAAAAUUAAAGAGUCUGUUUUGAACUUAAUGGCUACAAGGUUGGGUAAAGAGGCAGUAGAUCAACAUAAUAUGGAUUUCAAUGUAAUGUUUUCAGACAUAUGUUUGCCCUAUUAUGAAAAGAUCGCUGAGUUUAAGAAGGAUGAUCAGAGUGAUGAUAGAGGAAAGUCAUAUUUCUCAGAAACUCCAGAUAAAAAUCAAUCAUCAUACGGAAAUAGCUUUUUGAGACUUAUUCUUGAGAGCAUAGAGGCUUGGGCUAAAAUAUACACAUGUAAGAGCGAUUAAGUCACAAUCUCUCCUUUUUUUCUGGCAUAUGGAAGACUAGUGAUGAAGAAAGUCAAAUUCCCUAAAGAAUUCAAAUAUUACAAGUCGGAGGAAGUGGACAAGAACACAACUGCCGCUUUUUGGACACAUUCCAAAAACAUACCUUAGGUCUUGGAAGAUAGUAAAUCAACAAAGCCAGUUUAACCGGAUCCCUCAUUUAAAUAAAACCCAUCAAGUUUAACAGAAAAAGCGCAGAAGCCUCCAUAUACUCCUGGCUCUGGUCCUGGAAGUGAAAUCUAAAGGGAAAUUAACCAAAGUGCACAAUUGUUGAUUAAUUAAUAUAGCCAAUUGAAAACUUAAUUAACCGAGAAGGCAUUAAGUUUAGGGUUUAAAGCUGCAGGUCAGUACAUUAAAGAUUUGAGGGAAGUAAACUAGAGCUUGUAUCUUCUGAUGGAGAAGAUUGAUAACAAAGUUGAAGAAUUAUUGAGUUAGGAUGACGAAGAUAGUUCUUUGGAAUUAUUGAAUGUUUAGGAUGAGAUAAAGAUUCUCUAUUAAUAUUUUCAAAAGUUAUAAAAGGAUGAAUUCACUCCACAACAAUAUAAAAAUAAAUUUGAGAAAUACAAACAAUAAGCUCCCAGACAACAGAAAGUACAUUUGCAAUCUAUCUAUGAAGAGACUGAGAAUUCUUAAUCAUCAAUGCAAUUCGGUAAAGUUGAUAAGAAGUUUGUUCCAAAUACCAACAUAGACAGUCUUGGAUUGCAGUAUAAUCCUGAGUAAAUUAUGCAAGAUUUUCAAAUCCAAUUAAGCGGCAUAACAGAGCAACACGAGAAAGAAAAAUUAAAGAUCCAAUAGGAACAUGAGUAGGAAGUAUCAAAUCUGAAAAGGCAAAUACAAGAUUCAAAUUAGAUGAGGAUCAUGUUGGAUAAUCAAGUUUAGGAGUUCAAAAGAAAGGAGAACAAAUACAAAGAAAUUGAGUAGCAGUAUAUAGACAUUCAAAAGAGAAACAAUUCAUCUUAAUCAUCAGACGAAGUCAAAAGAAUUAAUACUACCUUAACUGAUUAAAUUAAAGCAUUGAAAUUAUCAAAUGAAUAAAUGUAGAUUUAAAAGGAAAAAGACAGGAAUGAUAUAGAUAAAAUGAGAAUCCACAUAGCGGAUUUAAAAGAUGAAAAAGAAUCCUACAAAGACUAAUUAGAAAAUCUAAAGAAAUAAUUGAAUAAUGAGAAAAAUUAAGUGAAUAAUAGAUUACAGUAAUUAGAAGAAAGUCAUAAAUAAGAAAUUAGAUAACUACAAGAAUAAAUGAAAUUCUCUCCUUAUCUUGAUAAUCAUAAUUUUGACAAAACAACUAGUAAGGAGAUUCCUGAUCUUCAGAAAAGAUUAGAGAAUGAGAAGUCUAGAUCUGCAAAUUUAAUACAGGAUCUUAAUCACAAAAGUGAACAAAUAAAAAUACUAGAGCAGGAGUUGAAAGCUAGAUAACUAGAAUUAGAUUAAUCAAAAGCUGAGUAAAAUAUUUAGAAUACUGCUUUAAACAUAAAAAUCUAACAGUAACAUUAAGCUGAAAUACAAAAUUAUAAAUAAUAAUAUUUAUUAUUGGAAACAUAGAAGAAGAUAGAAGAAAAUUAGUAUAAAGAGAAAAUUAAUCUCCUUGAAUAAAAGUUAAAAAUCUAAUUUAGUGAAAAUGAAAACCUUAGGAAUGAAACUUAAUUCCUUUAGAACAAAAUCUAAGAAUUAAAUCAACAUUUAUAAUUAGAGAAGACACAAUAAAAGUCUGAAUAGAUCUAAAUUGAACCUCAAUAGCCAUUAUUUAAUAAUAAACUUGAUUUGUCUAAGAUCAAAGAGACGGGUUUUGAGUAUGUCUAAGUAUAAUCCCCAUAGUCAAUUUCAAGCAAAUAAAAUUAUUCUUAAGUUGUGAAUACAGUAAACCAAAAUAAACAAGAAAGACCUCAAUCUAAUGUUCCCUAUUCUGGUUAUCUAAACUUUUAAAAUUUACAGAUUGAGUUUGUUGACAAUGUUAAGAAUUUAUUCAUAAGAACUUAAUAAAUUAAGGUGCCUGUGCAAAGUGAAAUGAUAUAUCCAUAUCAUACAGCAGAAGAAUACUAUGAGAAGAAGAUUCGUCCUCAUAAAGGGAUUGUAUUAUAAUGUAAAAGGACCAUACCUAGCAUGAUUAUUAAUCAAUAAAAUUUGCAAUUAUACAAAAUGUACCAUUUGAAUAGAGUCAAUAAUACCAUUUUUGUUGAUAAUUAAGAUAUUAAAAUAGCAGUGAUAAAAUAUGUUCAAAAAGUCGGUUCUCAAUUUUAUAUUAACUAUGGUAUAUAUUUCAAAACAGACCAACAGAGUUUGAACUUGAAGGCAUAUGUGAAGAAUUUGAUAAACUUUGAAACCAUAUGGACAUCACAGCAAGAAAUCUAAUAAAAUUUAUAGAGAAAACAACAAAUACUUUUGGAAGUCAGUAUUAAACUACAACAAUCAGAGAUCUCUGAAGCGCCAAUAUUGGAAGUCAAUUAUAAGUAAAAAUAUAUGAUAUUUAUAAUUUAGUAAUAAGAUCUAAUAGGUUUUAUUGCCCUUACAAAUUCUAAGUUUGAUUCAAUACCGAAAAAUAAGUAAAAUUGGAUAUCAGAGAAAGUGGAAGACUGCCAAGAUAUACAGAUCGGAAGUGUUUGAAUACAAUACAUUAAUAUUGCCUGAUCAUAAAGAUAUCACAAAAUUGAAUGAAUGUUUUUCUAUCACAAAUCCAGAAAAAUUAGAUAGUUAUGCCCAAGGUUUGGAUGAAAUUAAAUAUUUUGCUCAGUUUUAAUUGUAAUUUUACAAUAUAGAGGGAAUCAUAAAAUUUGAAUUGAUGCCUAAUCAAAAAAUGAUUAUCUUUGUAGGAGUAGAGAAUUCUAAACAGAGUUAAUAGAUUUAGAGAUUGAUAAGUAUAUUUUAGGAUAUUUUUACCUGA